GUCUGUCUCCGCCUGGCCUCUGGGGAGGGAAAGCAUGGCGUCCAGCGAAGAGGACGGCGGAGCCGGCAACGGCUCGCUGGAGGAGAAGGAGAGCGGCAAGGCGGCCGCCCCUCGGCGCCGCGGCUCCGUCACCACCGCCUGGCUCAUCUUCUACAACAUCACCAUGACGGCGGGGUGAGUGAGGGAGAGCGCGCGCCCGGCGGGGCUGGCCGAGCGGCGGGGCCGGGGCUCUGUCGCCGGCCGCUCUCUCGCUCGCCCGGGGAGGAGAGAGGGGCAGCCGGGGCGCCCUCGGACAAGGGGGGCGGCGGGCGGCACAGAAGGGCGGCGGCCGCGGGGGGCGAAGCUCUGGCUUGCCUGCAUUUCCUAAUACGGUGCAGCCUCCCAGCGAGGCGAGCACGUCAUGCCUCUAACCCGCCGCAGAGGUUAAGUAUAGCCCCAGCCCGGAAUGCCGGGCGGGGGUGCACUGGGGCGGCGGCGGCGGCGGCUGCAUGGGGCAGACUGCUUCCCUCGGCAUAAUUUACUGCGGCUGCCGCGCAGGGCGCAUCCCCGCUCGGCCACUGGCGGCCGCUUGCUUCCCCUGGCGAGCCGCGCUCCCCUCCCACUCUCGCAGGAGCGCAGGCUGCUGGGCUCUGCGAAGAACACCUGCCCGCCGUGCCAGAAGCUGAGCGGGGACAGACUGCGGGUUACGCCACAAGCCAACCCUCAGCCACCCUCCAAAACAGAAGAGCCGUGUGCCACCUUGAAGUGUGCCACCCAGCUUUCGACGUGGACUCAAAUCAAAGAGCAGAGCGGUGGCAAAGCUCUCUUGUUCUAUGGGCAGCUUCUUCCCAAGCCAACUAGACGAGGCUGCUGCACUAAGGAUUCUGCUGCGCCCCCCACCCCGGCCCUGUUAAAUGUAAAGAUAUACAUUAACACCUUUGUGGUAUAGUGGUUAAGGAUUGGGACCUUGGAGAGCCAGGUUCAACCACGAAGCAGCCAGCGCACUGGGCGACCCUGAGCCCCUGUCCCUCAGUCUAACCUAACCUGCCUCACAAGGUUGUUGCCGCCAUAAAAUGGGAAGGGUGAUCUCCUUGGAAGAAAAAGUGGGAUGUAAAUAAGUGGAAUAAUAAAUGCACGGCUAGUCUGGCACUUCCACAAGCCGUGCAUAUGCUAAACGUGUCUUGCAUGAGACUUACCAACACAGGGGUUCACAGUGUGCAUUUUUUUCCUACUUGAAAGUGCUCUUCAUAUACUGUAGGCAAUGUGGCAUGAAAUUAAUGAAAGUGUAGUUUUUCAGUAUGUGUGUAUUGUGAGGAGUUUCAAAGGAUCUGAGUGAAUAAGGCAUUAAAAUUGCAAAUGUGGCUUAAUGUAAGCAAAUGUAAUGUGAUGCACAUAGGGACAAAAAUAAACAAAUCAUUACUUCGCAUCAUAAUGGAUUCUGAACUGGUGGUGACUGACCACCAGAAAAGAGAACUUGGGGUGAAGAGUUCUUAGCAAAUAGUGUGAUGAAAAUGUCAGCCCUUUGCAGCUGUGAAUAAGGUGAAUUCUGUGUUGCAGAUCAUUAGGAAAGCAAUUGAUAGGGGCAGUAGGAAACUACCAGUAACAUACCGUAAUACUGUUAUACAAAUCUGUGGUGCAACUACACAUGAAAUACUUUAUGAGUUCUAAUCCCUGCACCUCAGAAACAAUAGAGUUGAACUGGGGAAGGUAUGGAAAAGGGUAACCAAAAUGACCAAUGAAGAAAGGUUUCGACCUUUGGGGCUUUUUAAGUUUAAGGGGAAAACAGUGAGUGAAAGAAAGGCUUGAUAGAGGUGUUUAAAAUUAUGCAUGGUAUGGGGUAAAACAGAAAUAGUUUUUCUCUCACUUUCCCACUGGGUCAUCCAAUGAAUCCGAAUAUUGGAAUAUUCAGGAUAGACAAAAGGAAGUAAAAUGCCUAGUUAAACUAUGGAAUUCACUGACUGAGGGUGUAGUGAUGGCCACCAACCUAGGUGGCUUUAAAAGGGAUUAGACAAAUUCAUGAGUGAUAAGGCUGUCACUGACAACUAGUCAUGAUGGCUAAGGACCAACGUCAGUAUCCAAGGUAGUAAGCCUCUGAAAACCAGUUGCUAAGGGUCACAAGUGGGAGAGGGCUCUUGCGCUCAUGUCCUGCUUCUUGGCUUCCUGUAGGCAUCUGAUUGUCCACUGUGAGACCAGAAUGCUGGAUGAGUCUCUCUGGUUGGGGCUCUUAUUUCGUUCUUUUGUAACCAGGAGGACUAGGGGAACAUGCUGGUGCCUUUCACCUGGCACAUCUUCAGUGUCUGUAGGUGCUGGUCCAUCUGUGCUAUGUCAGCUAGUAAGCAACAGCAUUCUCAGAAGCGCCUCCCACAUGCAGAUCACAAUACCAAGAGGGCUGUGUAUGUGAAAUUUCAGCCUGAAGAGGAACUACACUAUCCAGGGUAGUGGGUAUAGAAGUGCCAUAGACAUUCAUCAUUGUGGAACAAGGUGUCUUGUAUUUGCUUUUUGUUUUGAUCAUGGACCUUCUGAAUGCACACCACACUCCUGGUAAAGAACAGCUGCCUUAGCAGGAUGGAACUUGAAAUCCUAUUGCACGCUUAUCAUAGGAAAAUUGAAAUGGAAGAGUGGCUCUUUGUGUCGGAUUGGCCAUGGGAAUUUGAGCAAACCCUGGCCUCAACAUCUUAUAUUCCAGAACUAGAGUAAAAAGCCCUGGUUGGACUUUGGAGUGGGGUUGAGACCAUGGUUUCUAGAUGUUUCGCAGGGAAACCUACAUGUAGAAUGAAUGCUUUUUUAAAAUGGUGGCAAAUACGAUAGCUCUUUUUGGGUGCCCAGAUGAACACGUGUAGGUCUAAAAGACGGGGGAGUUAUACUCACAAGCCUCGCCCCUCAAUGUCCACACAUGUUCUAGCUCUGCUUUCAGCAUGUGAAGGUCUGAAGGGGGAUUUCAGAUGUUUUGGGUUGAAGGUGCUUAGAAUCCUCAUUGGAAUCAGGAAUUCUGCAUAGUCAGGCUUCCCCAUUCAAGGGUGGGUUCUAACUAUAUUCAACAAAGCACAGGUCAGGAGAGGUGUGGCCAGGGCUGGUACGCACAUAGAUGUCCAGCACAGACCCAGUACAACCUCCUACAUGUCUGAGCACUCACACAUUCCUUUGAACACCUAAGGGGUCUUAUAUCAGCUAUGGAAGGAAUUUCUAAUUAAAAUAUACAUUAUUACAUUUAUAUCCCACCUUUCAUUCAGUAGUGCAACAUAUAAUUAUCCAACAAACCUGUGAGAUAGGUGAGCCCAGGGCUGUUUUCCAGGAGGAACUCACAGGAACUCAGUUCCGGCACCUCUCAGGUGGGCACCAUUGCCAUUCUAAGAGAAUGAGGGAGGCGUUCAUGGUGAGUUCUGGCACCUCUUUUUUUGAGAAAAAUAGCACUGGGUGAGGCUAAGAGAGUGUGUGCCUGGCUCAAGGCUGUCCAGUGAGCUCUAUGGCUAAUCUCCCUUUCUGCAGCCUUCCUUUGCGCACAGACGCCCUCCAUGGUAACCUCUUACAUUUCCCUCCUAUGACACAUAGCAACAACUAAACACCCUUUUCAUCUUCUGUCCAAUUAUAAAGCCACUGUUCCCUCCUAAUCUGCAGCCCCUUUUGUACCCCUGCUUUCAUCUCUGCCUCCCUUUUCAUGCUUCCUGCUCCCUCCUUUUUGCAGCUGCCUUUGCACCCCCCCCAUUUUCACCUUUACUUUCUGUUUUCUCCAUCUUGCCUUUUCUCAACUCCCUCCCUCUUGCCUACAGACCCCGCUCCUCACUAUUUACAUGCCUCUUCCUCUCUUCGAUUAUACAGUCUCCUUUGCACACCCACCCACUGUUAUGUUACUGUAUCUUUAAGAUGAAUACCAUCUUAAGAGCAAGAGUUAGAGAUGGAGAAGGUUCAGUUCAGUUGAUGGAUGCUGUGCAUAUACAGGUGCUUGCUUGGUAAUAAUUCCUACAAUGAAUCUGGAACUUCAUGUUGGACAACACAUGGUAUUGGGUCUGAAAGUACUAUGGAAUAUUUGAGGGUUCUUAAUCUUUUAUCUCCCUCAUGUGAGGCAACUAAGGAAUGGAAGUUUGAGUACAGCAAAAAGGAAGUGACAUUGAAAUAGUCCCCUUUAUUUUUUUCCAGUGCCCCCUUUCACUCCUCCACAGCACUGCACAUGUCCCUUUUAAUUCAAUUCACUUCCAUCUGCCCCCUCUCCAAUUUUGGUUCUCCAGUUUUCUUCUCCCCAUCACCAAAGCCUUAAAACUCUCUUCUCUCACACCUCCCUCCCCUACCUCUCAUAUUAUCCCACAUUCCUCCAAAUGCCGCGUUUACCUCCACUCUGUUCUACCUGCCCCUGCUCCAAUUCCUCUUUUCUCUUCUCUCAGUGACCAGAGGUCUAAAACUGUCACACACAGAGACAGUCUUUUCUCCACAAGGCAUUCUCUUCACCCCUGAAUCAAACCAUUUACUACAGACACAAGUCCACUCCUUUUUCUUCCUGCCUGCUCCUUCUUCCCUUGCCUCUACUUUCAAUCCUUGGGAAACAGCAAAUAAAAACAGUGUGAUGACAGACCAGUGCAAAUACAGUACAGAAAGAAAGAAUUUUGCUGAACAGAGUUCUUGAAUCCGCCCCCCCCCUUCUUCUGAGGCACAUUGGGGUUCUAAUCCUACCACAAACUAUGUGGGUGAGCCUAAGUAUGUGUGAGGAAACUUUUGUAAUUGUAGCAGUUCUAUUAAAUGUGGUAAAUGUCAGCUGAGGUAGAUGAGAUUUUGUGUCAAGGGUGCAGUGAGGUAAUUUACACUCUGAACUUAGUGGAGUUUAUAGGGGAGCUGCUGUUUAGAUGGCAACAUAUUUUAUGUCAUUUACUUCAAAAUGUGGUAAGCCAAAAAGUUUGGGAGGCCAUUCUGCUCAUGCUUUGGAAUGGGGUGCUGGACUCCUGCCUCAAAGGCCUGACUGGAAAGUAGUGCUGCUUGGUAGAAGGUCUGGUAAGAAAUAAGUUAACUGCACAAAUUCAUUAUUCAUUAAGAAUACUGUUUCUUCUCUUUCUAGGUGGCUGGUUUUGGCUAUUGCCAUGGUGCGGUUUUACAUGGAAAAAGGAACACACAAAGGCUUAUACAAAAACAUUCAAAAGACACUUAAAUUUUUCCAGACUUUUGCUUUGCUUGAGGUAAGUUUUUUAAGCGAUACAUUUUUUAAAAAUGGGACAGUGGUGGUCUGGGAAAAUACUUUCAAUGAAACAUUAACGGACCCAAAGAAGUUUAGUCUGUUGUCAAGCUAACAGAAGUUCCCAUACCUUCAGCCAGAGGGAAUGGUUCUCAUAAAUUAGGCAGCCUAAAUUAACUGUCUCUGGACUGCUGAGUUUGAGGUCAGAAGCUCCAUACAUGGAGACGCGACCAGCCCCUAUCCUGGCAGCUACCAGUCCGUGUGACAUGUUGACUCUAGGCCUGUAUGGAGGUGCCGUUUGUAUCAAUGGGUGCCUCCUCAUGGAGGCUGUAUUUGUAGCUCAUGGAGUAUGAUUUGUAUGGUUGCGGCGAUCCUUUAUCUGAGCUGUCAUCAUUAUGCAACUUUAUUAUUCAUUUAUUUCAUACACACACACCCCGACACCACUUUUCUGCCACGACAUCCAAGAUGGCUUACAGUUUUAAGAUAUUAAAGCAUGCUCUGAUGGCACUCAGUGUGGUUGGUUGGCUGCCAGCUAAUAUGAACCAGGUCAUACAGAUUUAUUCUUGACACAAAGCUAGCAUACAGAUUUGCUAAACAUUAUUUAAACAUAAUGAAUGUCUAAAUAAUUUAGAGUGAUUAUGAGUGCUUUGUGAAAGAGCUUGCAAACUAUGCAGAAUUUGGAAGAAAGGCACUUUAAUUUGGGCUUUUUGUAAAUCACCAGUCUUUCGAGUUUCCCACUGAUUUGAAAUUGAAUUUUAAGUUUCUCACCCUCUUUUUCGCAUAGUUUGCUGCCAUUUAUUCAUGGAACCCCUGCUGUUUUUCUAUAUCUGUUGCCCACACUUUGUGUGUGACUUCAGCUCCAUGAGUUCCCAAGGUGGUGUUGGAGUUGCCUCCCCAUGCUGUGAUUCUUUCCCAUAGUAUGAUCCUGGGCGUGAAUAUGCUUUACAGGCCCAAUGCUGUGUUCAUCAGCUAGCUGAGAGGGAGAGAAUUAAAGUGCACCACGCAAUGGCAUUUGUCCCCAAUAGGGGUGGGUAGCUACACCCACCUACACUUCUCCUGACAUUAUAUAUGACAUCAGGUGUGGGGCAGUCAAAGUGGGGCUUUGCAGGCACCGCUGAUUGGCACUGCCUGCAAAGCCCCAUGCACAGCACUUCCAAAGUGCUGAUCGUUGGUGGUUGGAAAGCUCUGCACACAGUUUUUUGCCUGCAUGGAUUGAUAUCAAACUGUGCAGGAUAGAAGGAGCCACCUUAUAUUAAAGUCAUACCUCGGGUUACAGACGCUUCAGGUUGCGCGUCUUUGGGUUGCACACCGUGCUGAACCUGGAAGUACUGGAAUGGGUUACCUCUGGGUUUCGGCGCAUGCGCAGAAGCACUGAAUUGCGACCCGUGCAUGCACAGACACAGCGCUGCGGGUUGUGAAUGCUGCGAGUUGUGAACAUGCCUCCCACACGGAUCAUGUUCGCAACCCGAGCGUCCACUGUAUUGUGAUGAAUGAUUGGCAGGUGAGUGACACCACCCACCUGUCAAACAUGGCUCAGUGUGUGUGUGUGUGUGUGUGUGUGUGGACAUAAGAAUCUGCCCCACUGGCCAGAACCAGUUUUCUUCCUCAGGCGUGCAACAUUGUACAGUACAGGCAAUGUAUGUCGUACAGCUUGCAUGCAUUUGAUCUCAGACUUGCUCCAGCCCUCCUAACCUCCCUGGAGUUUGGAGGAUGGUAAUUUUUUAGGAAACCUCAUAGACCCAGAUGUGGCCCACCAGCCAUUCACUGUUAGUCCCAUGUACAAUGUUUAUUUAGUUGUACCAUUAUUUUCAGAGACACUCUCUUGUGUUUUUGAAACCAUAGAAUUUUUAUUUUAUUUUUUUAAAUCUCACUUCCUCAUUUGGAAAUCCUGUUUCCAAAAUAGGACACCAAAAUAAAAUUCUGACAUCGUCCCCCAGGGUUCCAUUUUGUCCCCCAUGCUAUUUAACAUCCAUAGGAACCCCCUGCGAGCUGUCACCAGGAGAUUUCAGGUGAAGUGUCAUCCAUAUGCAGAUGACAUCCAGCUCUAUCUCUUUUCCAUCUGAAGCAGGAGAGGUGAGAGUUGAGGUGUUAGACAGGGGCUUAGAGGCAGUGAUGGGUUAGAUGUGGGCCAACAAACAGAAGCUGAAUCCCGAAAAGACAGAGGUGUUGUAUGUCUAAAGCAGGCUUCCUCAACCUCGGCCCUCCAGAUGUUUUUGGCCUACAACUCCCAUGAUCCCUAGCUAGCAGGACCAUGGUCAGGGAUGAUGGGAAUUGUAGUCUCAAAACAUCUGGAGGGCCGAGGUAGAGGAAGCCUGGUCUAAAGUCUUCAUAGGCAGGAGGUAGGAAGAUGGUCUGCCCUGGAUAGGGUUGAACUUCAUUGGAAAGAGCAGGUCUGCAGUUUGGAGGUGCUCCUGGAUUCAGUACUGUCACUAGAGGCUCAGGUGGCCUUAGUGGCUUGGGGUGCUUUUUUCCAGCUCUGGCUGGUUCGCCAGAUGUGGCGGCGGUUCGAAUCCCCAUGACGGGGUGAACUCCUGUUGCUCGGUCCCUGCUCCUGCCAACCUAGCAGUUCAAAAGCAUGUCAAAGUGCAAGUAGAUAAAUAGGUACCGCUCCGGCAGGAAGGUAAAUGGCGUUUCCGUGCACUGCUCUGGUUCACCAGAAGUGGCUUAGUCAUGCUGGCCACAUGACCCGGAAGCUGUGUGCCGGCUCCCUCGGCCAGUAAAGUGAGAUGAGCGCCGCAACCCCAGAAUCAACUGGACCUAACAGUCAGGGGUCCCUUUACCUAAUAUUGUAAUAUCCUCUAUGUGGGGCUGCCCUUGAAGAAGAAACUUCAACUGGUCCAAAAUGCAGCAGCCAGAUUACUGGCUGGGGAUCCACUUAGAUCUCACAUAACCCCUGCUUUAAAACAGCCUCACUGGUUGCAAGUUUGUUUCCAGGCCUAACUUCCAGACCAUUGAUUUCAGUGGUUCUAUAGAGAAUAUGACUUGUGUUGCAUAUACAACCCAAUUUAAACAACUUGAGGCAGCAAUCAAAAUUUGAAAUUGAGUUACAAGCCCCUUUAACAUUGCAAAUGUAGUGAGCUGUUUGGCUUCUGGGUUCUACUGCCAUGGCUGGUGAAGGGAUGCAUGACUGUACAUGUAACAGCAGCCAGUUCGCGGUCAUAGAAAUGUAUUGAGAUAAAUAGCAGAACAUGGUACAACCCAAAUAGUGCAGCUAAUAAUUCAAGUAAAAAAAAAAUUAUGCGGGUGGCACUAUGGGUUAAACCACAGAGCCUAGGACUUGCCGAUCAGAAGGUCAGCGGUUCGAAUCCCCGCGACGGGGUGAGCUCCCGUUGCUCGGUCCCUACUCCUGCCAACCUAGCAGUUCAAAAGCACGUCAAGUGCAAGUUGAUAAAUAGGUACCGCUCCGGCGGGAAGGUAAACGGCGUUUCCGUGCGCUGCUCUGGUUUGCCAGAAGCGGCUUAGUCAUGCUGGCCACAUGACCCGGAAGCUGUACGCCGGCUCUCUCGGCCAAUAAAGCAAGAUGAGCACCACAACCCCAGAGUCAGCCACGACUGGACCUAAUGGUCAGGGCUCCCUUUACCUUUACCUUUACUUAACAAAGUGCAUAUGCUGCUUAAUUAUAAGGAAACCUCUAAGGAGGUUAUACUAUUAGCACUUAGGUGCUCAUUAUAUUCCAAGCCUUAUGCUUUCCAGUGGAGAGGUGGAAACAGUUGCCAGAUGUUUUACCUCUCCUGCCCCUACAUGUGCAACUUUAAAAAAAAAUAUUUUUAUUGUUUUGCUGUUUAUGAAGUGCCUAGUUUUGCAACAGGGUGGUGGUAUUCUCCAUGCUGUCAUGUGCCCACCUGCCAGUAGAGUCAUGUCCUGAUGCUCAUUCCUCCAUGAGUCUUCUAUAGUUUGUAUUUUCCAUGUUAAAUUCUAUCCCAGCCUAGAAGUUCCAUUUCUGUGUUUUAUUUCUCACAUGACUAUGAUGCUAAUAGACUUGUUACGGUUUUGCUUUUGAAAUACUCAGUUGUUCAUCCUCCCCAUCUCUCUCUCUUUAAAUUUACAGAUAAUCCACUGUGCAUUUGGUGAGUCAUGGUUUCAGUUUCUCAGUUAACUAAACAAAAUCCUGCCCUGUGAGACAAAGGUGACCUGUUUCUCUUUUUAAGGAGUAGUGCACACUUCUAUGCUUGUGACGGGGGUCCAAGUGAGUUCCAGAAUCUUCAUGGUGUGGUUUAUUACACAUAGUGUAAAGCAGGUAAGUGUCAUGAAACUGUUUGUCUCUUCAACUCUGCGUGUUUUUUGUGUGACAAUUCGCAGUCUUCUAAAAGUCAGCGGAGAUGUGUCUUCAGCAAGGCUGAAGGAACCUUCAGAGGGCUGAGGCUGACUUGUAACAGCACACAGCUCUGCAGGCAGAACUUAAAAGUUCCUCAUUUGUGUCUGCCUUACGCUUGGGAGAUGAGGACUUAAAGGCCAUUGGAGAUGGAUAUCUGAGCUAGGUUGGCCUCCUGCCUGGUUUGCUCUCUCUAUGAAACAAGAUCAAAGGCUGACACAUCUCUUUGGCAACCGAUUCACCAAGCUGUCGGGCUGUCCCUGUUUCGGAGAGGACUUAAAAUUAGCACAUGUUGAAUGGACUAAGUGAAAGUAAGCCUUAAGCUAAACGCAUGUGAAUUAAUCUUUCAUGCAGGUGUUUUCCUAGUUAGCAUUAAUGUCAUUGUUCUUAGGUAUGUGCAGUAAGUGCUUAUAAUAGGUAUAAGGAAAGACUCCUACCAUUUCUUUAUAAGCUCCCAGGGGAAAUUAGCUGAGGCUGAUGAGGUGUAUAUUACAAAGUUAAAUUGGACCAGAGUGGUUUUAUGUGAAAGCCUAGUGCCUGAUGUUAAUUACCACUAACUAACAUCAUACUGAUUUCCAUUGGGGUAAAUGUUAAGGAUGUGCUUCCAUUGGAAAUUUGUGCAGGAAUCCUAAGCGUUCCUACUAGGAAGGCAAAUCGCACUCAACCAAACUCAGACUUAACUUCUGCUUAGGAUUGCCCUGGAAAGUGUGGCGUGGUGGCUGGACAGUGCCCAAUCUUUCACGGAGUAUAGAAUGUGCUUUACAAUAGUUCAUAAUUUCAGGCUGCGAUAGUUGCUCCACAAUUCAGUUUUCUUUUGAAUAUCUUAAUGGUUACAACCAAAAUUAAUCCUAGCUUUUUUUUCAUUUCAUUUCUAUACUCAUUUGCUGAAAAGGGCCCAGCCAUUAAACUGUAUCACCAGCAGGUGGCAGUUUUGACUAUCUGCUUAUAGUCAUGAACGGCAUAAUUUCUUCAUUCCUUUUUAUGUUUGUUUUAAACAUGCUUGCAGGUGAGAACUCUUGGGCUGAUUAUUUUUAAAAAUUUGUAUCCCAAACUGUGCGGUUUGCUCAGAACCACAACAGCUUGCUUUUAAAUGAUAGAACAGGUUUAACAUUUAUACUCAUUUUUCUUUAUUUUUAUGCCUUGGUACAAAUGUUUUCCAUUUUUUCCUAAGAUGCCAUGUCCGCAUUUGAGGAGAAGGAGGAACUAGAUUCAUGCAGUCAUUGGCAUAUAUCAGUGAGUUUGGGAAGAGGCCCUGCCUAGUAGGAAGUUCCCCCUAAGUAAAGGUAAAGAUAAAGGGACCCUGACCAUUAGGUCCAGUCGUGACCGACUCUGGGAUUGCGGCGCUCAUCUCACUUUAUUGGCUGAGGGAGCCAGUGUACAGCUUCCGGGUCAUGUGGCCAGCAUGACUAAGCCGCUUCUUGCAAACAAGAGCAACGCACGGAAACGCCGUUUACCUUCCCGCCGGAGCGGUACCUAUUUAUCUACUUGCACUGCUUUCAAACUGCUAGAUUGGCAGGAGCAGGGACCGAGCGACAGGAGCUCACCCCGUCGCAGGGAUUCAAACCGACGACCUUCUGAUCGGCAAGUCCAGGCUCUGUGGUUUAACCCACAUCGCCACCUGCAUCCCAUCCCCCUAAGUAACAGUCAUAUAAUACAUUUACUAGCACAACUGAAAAGCAGCCUUUUGAGAUAAUUUAAACCUGUGGUGGAGAACCUCUAGGCCACACACCAAAUAAGGUCUGCCGGGACUCAGAGGCUUGGUCCAUCAGGCCAUCUGGGGCCAACCACGCCAACCCUUCCUCGGUCUCACAUCCUAUUUGAACUCAAGCCAGGGAUGCAAAGGAUUCUCCUUUGCAGAUGUGACUUGCACUCCAGCAGGGGAUGCAAACAAAGAAUCUCCCUUUGAAGCCAUCUUGAAUUUUGAAUCACCUGGUGUCAUAUGACACCAGGUGACUGACAGGUGGACAACUUAGCCCACCCAUCAGAGUGGUCUGUGGAGGGUGGCCAAGUUUGAGGUAUGGCCAGCAUCAGAAUCUACUUCUGCACUCCUGAUCUAAGCUCUUAAGAGGCUGGAUUUUAAAGCAAAAAUAAACCAUGAUUAAGGUCUAACAUAAAAUAAAGAAAGAAAACAAGGUAAGAUAAAUAAUAAUAAUGUCGCUAGGUAUGAUGAAUAAGUCCCAGUCUGCAACUGAUAAUUAAAAUGAAGGAGGGAAGGUGUUAUUCAAAUGCAAUUAACUUCGAUUGUGCUAGAUGUAAAAAUGGAUUUUUGACUGUACCAAGAGCAACAUAAAAGACAUGAAACAUAAAAGACAGCAAUUCUGUUCUGCAUCUAGCACUAAUCGAAACGCAGGGGUGUCUUGUAGGGCAGGGCACAGAAUCUGCUUUUUUGCUCACAGGGAACUGCAUUUUUCCUCUUGCAGGAGGGAAACCAGCCAGUCUGUCCAAAAUAAGCUGAUAACAUUGGCAUUGUAGAAAGAAGUGUACUGUAUCUGCAUUUCUGCAUCUUUGCCAUGUUUUGUAUUUUGCUAGGAUAUUGGUCCACAUGCUUUAUGCUAAGCCAUUAAUUUUCUGGUGCAGCGAGUUGUGGGCUGUGGCUACAUAUGAGCUUAAGCUCAAAUGCUUAACUGUAACUGGAUUGCUAACAGAACUAUUAUCAAGCUCAUCAUCCAUAUAAACUGUCAGCUUGCUCUCUUUUUGUAACAGAAUGCAUAAAAUCCAAAAGAUUAGAUCCCCACACAUACCUCCUGUGGAUAAGACAUUGCAAAGAAUCCUCCCGAAAACCAAUGCUCAUCAAUUUGCUGAGAAUGGAAACUCUUUGAACAAGCGCGGAGUUUGAGCAGUCAAGGUUUUAAAUCAAUUUUUGUAUAUAUUAGCUUGUUAAGGCUGCUCUUUCUUCAGAAUUUCAGGUGGGCAAUAGCACAUUAAAAAUAGAAAGCUGUGUAUAAACUGUUAAAAAACAACAACACUAGACUGCAAUUUUGUGCACACUUACCUGGGAAUAAACCCUUUACUGAACAGAGUAGGACUUGCUGCUGAGUAAGCAUGCAUAAUACAUUUUUCUUUUAUUUUGUUUUAGGGAUUUACAAAGUACAGCCACCUUUUAAUCAAGUCUGCUUUAGACGCAUUGCCAUUCCUCUUACGAACCAAAUUAGUUUGUCCAUUUCUGCUAAUUCUAAGCAUUUCAGAAACCAUUCACAUGUAGAUAGAACAUAAGGAUAUUUCCAUUUUCUGGCCUGCACUACUCUGGGUGUGAUUAACAAGAUUUUCACUAAAGAAUCUGUUCUGCAGACACAUCAUCCCCAAUCUUACCAACAUUGGAGAAAGACUAAAAUCUGCUCCUAUCGUCAAUGUAAUCUGUUGCAUAAUAUGUUUCCAAAACCCAUUGGCAAGUUGACAUUCCCACCAGUAUGUUGGGUGAACAUUAAUACAAAACAUUUGAAGAGCAACAGUAAACACUUGGUGCUACUCCUUGACCUCAUGUGGUACUUGAGAUGCUCACCUGUCUGAAAACUUCACGGUCUUCGGAUUUUGUCAAGUAGUUGAGCACGGGAUCCCCUUCUGGUCUUGUAACAAAAUCUGUGUUGCUUUAUCUUAUUUCACAGACACCCACGGAGCUUUUAUUAGUUUUCAGGCACUUUAACGGAAAAGAAAAAUACUAUCUGUAAUUCCUCUUCUCAGAAUGCAGUAAAAGAGAUCCCUGCCCCUCCUUUGCAGAGUUAGAAAUUAAUCUGUUGUUGCUUGUUUCAGCAGCUCUGGGUAGCCUCUGAUAUCUUGAAGUGGUUGGUAGAUGUCCAGCACCUGCAAAGACAGUAGAAUGACUUGGUUGUUGACCAAGCUGCAGAUGAGCAUAUAGUCAGCUACAGUGCCUAGUUCCUUGCGCCAUGUUGUACAUUUGGAGAUCUUACUGCCUAAGUGAUCCUCUUGUAGAAAUGAUUCCAGCCAGCAUUCUGGCAUUGGGUUCUUUUUGCAGCCUCUAGCCUCCUUUUGAUUACACAAGACAAAGUGAAAUUAUCUUAAUUUAUUGGAAAAUAAAACAUGUGGAGAGGAAAAUGCUGCAACAGACAGGCCUGGCACCAGAUAAUGGGAAUAUUAGGCCUGGAAAGGCCAGGGCCCCGGAACCAGCAGAGGGCUUAUCAUGGGCACAGUGGUACCACCUCUACUUAUCCUAGAAGGUCAGAUGCAGCCUAAGAGAGUUCUCACUUCUGUAUGUCCAGCCCUUUUUUCUGAUUAGGGUCGCCCAAGGGCCCCCUCCAUCAACUCUUAGAUCAAGCACUGUAAAGAGGAGACUAUAGAAGGCUUCCUAUACUAGACGAGGCACGAAGGUCAAAAAGGAUGUGGAAGCAAAAUAGUAGCUGGGUUGAAAACAGAUGUGUUUUGUCAGUGAUGUGCCCCUUCAGAUGUUGUCAGAUUCCAUCUUCCAUCUGUCCCAGCCAGCAUGGCCAAUGGUUCGGAGUUAUCAGAAAAGUAGUUCAGCAACAUUUGAAGAAUAACAGGCCAAAGAAGAAUUAUUUGGGAAGGUAACUAAAAAGGUUGUGGGGCAGGUGGGAAGAGAACCAUGUGCAUACGUGAAUUUGCUAUACAGUAUUUAGUUAUUGCUCUGUUCCAUAGGCAAUCUCUCAGUUUGGUGCAGGAUGUUUAGCAUAACAUGCAUUCUUCUUAAAAACAUUGAUUUGGGUGUACUGCCUUGCCAUUCUGUUGCCAGCUUUCUUUACAAUUUAAGGAUGCAGAAAAUGUUGGUUCUUUAUACUUCUACAGAUCCAGAAUGAGGACAGCGUUAUUCUUUUUCUGGUCGUAUGGACUGUGACAGAGAUUACUCGAUAUUCCUUCUACACAUUCAAUAUGCUCAACCACUUGCCAUACUUCAUAAAAUGGGCCAGGUGGAGAAUGCCUUGCAGUUUAGUCUCUCAUUGUUCUGUGCAUGCUAAUUUUCAUGCAUGCUGAAUCGGCAAGGAAAUAAACAGUGUGUGGUUUGUUUUUAAAGCUGAGAAGUUGUGUUUGUACUUUUGGAUCUGCUUUUAAUGCAGAGUUUGCUGGUUUUAAAAAAAUAACCUGUCCUGUGUUCAUGCCAUUAAUAUUUCUAGAGAGUUCUUAUGUGUCAUUUGAAAAUUGCAUAUUGAAUAAGCUAGAAAAAAUGUUUGUUCACAGGUGCUUUGCUUUUGCUUGGAUAAUAUGCUAUUUUGGGAUUCCCUAUAGAUAAACAAGGCCUUUUAUAAGUGAAAGUACAAAAGCUUGCAAAAUGCAACACCUGUGCGAGUCUUUCUGUUAUGUCAAUUUGGGGAUAUAAUUCUGCUGCAAUUCAAUGCAAAAGUAGACUAGGUAAAAGAAAUACAAGGGAUGCAGUUUGGGGGAAGGCAGCUGCAACCUUAACUGAAAAUCUUCCUACCCCAGGGGUGAGGAACCAGUGGCCUUCCAAGUAUUGUUGGACCAACUCCCUCCCUGAUACAUUGGUCAUGCGAGCUGGAGAGUUGGAAUCCGUUGGCAACUGCGGUUCUAGCCUUUUGCCAUGUUGCUGCUGUUGGCCAGUGUGCUUGUAUUGUAAACAUUGACCCAAGUAUUUUGAGUCAAUCAUAGACAUAUUUACUUGGAAGUAAGGUUCGUGUGUGUCUUCAGUGGGCUUCUCCCUGGUAAAUGCAUAUUAUUGGCAGUUUCAGUGGCUGGUGCUGUCACCAUUUUGUUUAACAGCUUGCGUCAACUGAAGCAGACACUUUCAACUGCACUCUGGUGGUGAGCAUGUGGUAGUUUAGAGACCCAGUCAUAUUCACAUACAUGGCAAAAGCUUCUGCAAUUGCAACACCUGCAGCUCUUUUCUCUCAGGAUAGAUAUUUUUCCUUUUUAAAUAAAAAAAUACAGCUGGAUAAGUGAUCAGAUUUCACUGAUCUAGAGUUCUUUUCUAAACUGAGCAUUCAGUUUUAUACAUGGCAUGUUUAAUGUUACGCAAUGUGUAUGCCAAAUGAUAACAAACUAGUGUUAGGACAGUAUAUUUCUCCUUUUAGCCCAGCAUCAUAUACUCUUGACUAGCAGUCACUAUCCAGUGUCUUGCUUGAGCUCCUUCCCAUCACUUGCUACUUUUAAAGUGGAGAUGCUAGGGCUUGAUCCAGUAUUUUCUGCAUACAAAGCAUGAGCUCCAUCACUGAGUUUUGGUACCUCCCCCCCACACCUGCUGCGAAAACACUACAAAGCAAAGCAGACAACCAUAUUCUGAUUCCACCGCCCCCCUCCAUUGUGUAUUAUCUCUUAAAUGAGAUUUCAGAAUUCAAAGGAACUCAUUUAGCACCCUGCCUUUCAGCGCAUUAAAAAAAUGUGACAAACUAUUAUUCCGUACUUCUUUGUAAUAGUUUGGGAUUUUCUAAUCCUCUUGUGUUUGCUGCCAGAGGAGCUUUGCCGCUUUGUGCAUAGGAGAAUAUGUCCAGCUUAGCUAUAUGAAAACUCUCCUUUCAUUAAUUGGCUUCUGAUGUGCCUAGGCAGUAUCAUUGAGUUCUCUUUCUUUCUUUUUGCAUGCCGCUAAUGUGUUUGGUUCUCUUGUGCACCCCAUACAGUCUACUUGAGUUGAGUUCUUUUGAGGGUUUCGGGUUCCCUGGCUGCACCUGUUUUGGUCAUGGAAUGCACAUGGUGCAUUUCCUUCUGACCCUGGGAGCAAACCAUCUUUGCCUUUUGCAGCCUGAGUUCAAGAGGCUGGUUCUUUAUGAAUUGCUGCAUUUGUAUGCUUUUACCUUGUGCAAAAAACAACAACUCUGUCAAAGUAUUUAUAGCUUUAAGUGUCUGGCGUGUAAGGUGACAAAUAUAAAAAAAGAUAAUGUCAUGUUUAUUAAAGCCACUAGUUUUUUGGGUGUGUGUAAAAAAUGAGGUGCAGAUACCUGUAUAUUGAUAAAAGUGCCAAAGGUAAAAGUGCUCAAAAUUGCUUCCAUGGCUAGCAGGAAAAAAGAGGUUCUACCAGUGAAUACUUUCCCCCCCAAAAUGCUCUGAAUAAAGCAGUUGCGCCUUUCAAGACCAGUGUUUUUUAUAUUUCGGAAUUGAGCAUGGGCUCUGCCAAAUGUCCAUAGUACAUUCACAUAUUUCAAAAGGAUAGUUCCCAACUUCAUUAUUUUUCAGUUAUUUUUGAACACAGUUGUACUAUUAACUAUAAAGCAAGCCAGAUGAGUACACUAGGGUAGAAUCUAGUUAGCUAUGGAUGCCUUCUCAAGAGGAUUUUUUGCCAAUUCACCCUUCCCCUUGCAUCCCUCAGUGACUUCCAAAAACCAGUCCCAGAGACUUGGGAGACCCUCCAGAACAGGAUGGAAGGUGGCUGGGGGCUUGAAAGACUGCAGGGGGAAUAGGCAAAAAUCACUUUGCUCCCUUUUCCAUUUUGGAGGCAUCUACUUGAUCAAAAGUUCUUUCGUGAGCACAAGCACACCAGUUGAAUCACACCACUGUAUGCUGCUCCUUUGUCCAAACAGCAGCAGCCGUUGUAGACACAAGUGCAUUGGCUGAUAUUCCUCUACUUAGGAUGUGUGUGUUUUUAGUAUCUUCAGGGUAAACGUUUAAAGUCUGAUCUUCAGGGCCAAAGUUUAAAUUCAGAUCUUGAUCGAACAUGUCCAUGUUCAAUAAAUAAAAGUUCUGACUCUGCCAAUGAAAUGAAAUACCGUAUUUUUCGCCCCAUAGGACGCACUUUUCCCCCUCCAAAAAUGAAGGGAAAAUGUGUGUGCUUCCUAUGGGGCGAAUGCAGGCAUUUGCUGAAGCCUGGAGAGUGAGAGGGGUCAGUGCGCACCGACCCCUCUCGCUCUCCAGGCUUCGCGCAGAUCUCUGCAAGCCGUGGGAGCCCGCACCGGGCUCCUGCAGCUUGCGGAGAGUUGCCUGCAUGCCGAAGGCUGGGCGCGCUGACCUCAGCAUGCUCAGACUUCGCGUGGCUCUCCGCAAGGCGCGGGAGCCCUGCGCUGGGCUCCCACGGCUUGCGGAGAGUUGCCUGUUCUGGGGGCUGGGGUCGGGGGAAGCUCGGGCUUCCCCCGCCCCAGCCCCGCACCUGGGGGAAAAAUAAUUCCCCCCCUUUAUUCCCCCCCCAAAAAAACCUAGGUGCGCCUUAUGGGACGGUGCGUCCUAUAGGGCGAAAAAUACGGUACUAGGCAAAUCAGACCAUCUUUCCCAAUUGCAGGCUUAGGUAAACCUGAUUGCAAAGGACAUAAUAUAUUAAUAACGCCCCCACCAAGGAAUUCUUCAUGGGGAUUAAAAACUCCAUCCCAAAAUGGAGUUGUUCCAUUGUUCCCUGGCGAUUGCUGACAGCCAACACAAUUGAGGAAGACAGUAGGGAGACCUAUGGCUGCCCACAGUUGACUGAAGUGUGUAUUCAGUUGGCUGGCUCAUUCACCCGAGUUUACAGCUUUUGAGGAAUUUACAGCAUUUUGCUCAACCAGAACACAUGGGCAGCAAGCAUGAUAAGUUCCAUUGCAUCUAGGGGAGCUUACUCCCAGGUAAGUGUUGUAAUCCAAAGCAGAAAAUCAGGACGAUAAUGGUUGGAGUGAUUUGUUUAGAUAUAUUGUUUCUUCCAGGUACAAUUUUUUCAUCAUCUUAUAUCCCGUUGGAGUCAUCGGUGAGCUUUUAACCAUUUAUGCUGCCUUACCUUACGUGAAGAGAUCGGGGAUGUUUUCAGUGAGACUUCCCAACAAGUAUAAUGUCUCUUUUGACUACUACUAUUUCCUCCUCAUCGUCAUGGCAUCCUACGUACCACGUAGGUAUCGAUAGAUGCAUGUGGAAACAUUUGUCUUUUAAAAGUGCCAUUCAAAAGCUUAUCCUAUCUUCUUUUAUUACUCGGUUACCUUACCUUGCAUCUUUCCAUAACCAAGUAAUAUGUAAUAAACCCAAGCCAUCCCCAUUCUUCCAAAUUUGAUCACGCUAACCACCCUGUGCUUUCUGCCUUCAUCUUGUGCCCUGCUUAGCAACAUUCCCAAACAAUGAAUUGCUCAGGAUGAAACACGGCUUUGGGCUACAUGUUCUUUCGGCUUAUUUUCAUUGAGAACUUUUCUCUUUACGAUUGCUCUUUUUAGAAAUUGUUUCCAUCAUUCUCUGGUGGAGGUUUUAAGACUGCUGCUUUAGGACUUGGCUGAUGUAUACAUUUAAAAAUUAUUGUAGGAUUAUUUGUAAGCUGUCUUGAAUCCUUAAAAAAGAAGAAGCUGGGGCAUAUGGCUGAAAUUCAGACUUUGAGUGGGGUGGGGCCGUUCCUCCACCCCAUGGAGCGAUGCCCCAGUCCCUCUGUGAUUCCCUGUUCUGUCCCUAUAAGAAAUGCUGUGGUUGGAUCCCUGAAACUGGGCAUUCCAGGUAUGGGGACAGACUGAGCCAGCCCCACUACCACCUCUGAUUUGCCUGGCCCUUCCCUGCCUUGCUUCCUGACAAAUAUGAACAGCAAGGCAAUGGUGACCCUACUGCAGCCAUGGUGGGGGGUUUGGAUGACAUAAAAUACCCAAUUCUGUUUGCUUCAGUUACACAUCUCUGCUUUUUCUUUUCUUCCCUAAUAGUGUUUCCACAACUGUACUUCCACAUGCUUCGUCAAAGAAGAAAAGUGCUUCACGGCGAAGUGAUUGUAGAAAAGGACGAUUAAAAACAAGCCCUUUUAACCAUGGUGCUUUUUCAGAGUAACAAACCAAAAUCCAGAACGUGUUGCACGAGUCCAAGUGUGAAAUCAUGGAACCAGAAUAACCAGUGCACAAAACCAACAUAGAUCAUAUUAUUUAGUAACGCUAAUAUUUUUCGGACUUCAAGUCUGCAUUAAUUUUUGGUACUGUCUCCACCCCCACUCGUCAAAUUUAGGGGACUUUUCAUAUGUUCAUAACACUGCAUGUAUACUUGGAGGGGGCUCCUGCAGAAGGGUCCUAGCCAUUAGGAGAGCUUUUCAGGGGAAUGCAGGAAUGCUGUUGGGAGGGGAGCUGUAGAAAACCACACACAUCCCUUGGGAUCCUGGCCUGCGUCAUCAUAGGUCUAUCAGAUUUCCCACCUGUUAAUAUCUUAUCGGAGAAUUAAUAAAAUGUACCUUUUAUCUGUGUACAUAUAAUAAAUUAGAAACUUAAGACCAUUUCAGUGGCUGCAAAAACGAAAACCUGAAUGGUUUUCAAAAGCAUCUCCUUGAAACUGAUGCCAAGUGGGCUGUUCACUGUAAAUGGAGAUGGGAAUGAGCUCAGUCUUAAAUGCUGCAAUUUUUUUUUUUUUAAGCUCCUGGAAGGCAGUUGUCCUAUUUAAAGGAAUUCAUUACUAGAUACCUGCAAUAUGUUCUACACAAAAAGAUCAGAUCAAAAAUUCAGCUGUCCAGAUAAUUUAAGGACAAAGGGGUAUUUUUGUUCAUUUUGAGAAAUGUUUAUGUGCCAAAAUACAAUCAAAAAGAGAAAAGUGUAUGUUUGCCCUCUGCACAUUGGCAAUCUAUGAUACAUGAAAUUUUGGUUUACUUUGGUUUACAUGACUGUUUAGCAGUUUGCUCAGUAGACAGGAUCCAAAGAACCGCACAACUAAUAUACCCAUGGGACCUUCGGGCUUUUAUUUUUCAAAAGGCAGUCCUCUAUGUAAUAUAGAAAACCAGUUUUGAAGCUGAAGGUUUUCUGCUCAAAAACUGGUGGGGUGGAGUCAAAUGAUUGCAUGUGCAUUAUGCAGAUCUUUAGAUCCCAGCCUUUGUGCCUUAUUGUAAAAGAAUGUAAAAUCGUGAUAAAGAAAGUACAGUGGUAUCUCGGGUUAAGUAUUUAAUUUGUUCCGGAGGUCCAUUCUUAACCUGAAACUGUUCUUAACCGGAAGCACCACUUUAGCUAAUGGGGCCUCCUGCUGCUGCCGUGCCGCCAGAGCCCGAUUUCUGUUCUUAUCCUGAAGCAAAGUUCUUAACCCGAGGUACUAUUUCUGGGUUAGCAGAGUCUGUAACCUGAAGUGUCGGUAACCUAAAGCAUAUGUAACCCGAGGUACCACUGUACAAGUAAAGGAAAUUCAGGGAAAGAAAAACACUGGAUAUCUCCACCCAGCACCUGCAGUCUAGUCUCACACAUCCUGAAAUCUGACUCAAGGGUCAGGGGAUUGUACAGAGCACCUGACCUUGGGAAGCUGCCAAUAGGGGUGUGUGAUCCCUUUCUGCUUCCUGCUUGUGCUGUAGGAUCUUUGGAUCCAAGCCGUGAUGUGAUUAGAGCUUGUGGUGAACUCUUUCUUCAAAUAUACUUGAGUUUAUGUGUCUAGUCCUUUCAAAUUGUGUAUUAGCAAGGUUUUAGCUGAGGGGAGGGGGGUGCAGCUCUUUACUGUACACUUUUUACUGUAAGUGCUUUUCCGGCAAUAUAACAAUUUUAUUUUGGGGGUGGGGCCUCUGCAAUUUAAAAAAACACACAAAGGUGCUCUAACCAUUUUUCAUGUUAUGUAAAGCUUUUAAAAUAUAGUAUCACAAAAUCAUUCAGCUGUGUUUAGAUUAAAGGGUUUCAAGUUGCAUCAAUUAUAUUUUUGCAGUUACUGUUUAAGCCUGAUUUUUUUUCCUUUUAAAAACGUCAAACUAUUUCUUAAAAAAUAUCCAGGCAGCUCUUUGGUAUGUUUUGAAUUAGUACGGAGAAGAACUAUGUGAGAAGAUCUAUUUUUUCAAUGGUUAAUACGGUUACCUUUUCUAGCAUUUUAACUUCUUAAUGCCUAAGUAUAUUAUGUGCCUCAUCCUGUAAUUCUUGCUGAUCUAAAUUGGAUUUUCUGCAGCUGUUCUUUGAGUAGAAAUAUUUGGUUCUCAUGUAUGCUGUCGUUAAACCUGAGGAUGUUGUCAUACAGUAAACAAGGAAAUAUUGUAGGUAUUUUUUUACCAUUUUGUACAUCCAAUAUUAAAAUAAUACAAUUUCUUGCAAUCAUGAUUUCUGAUUUUCCACAGAGGAGCCAUGUAGUAUCCCUGGGUUAUAUUUUAAGGAAGAAAACAUUUUAAGGUGAUUUUACUCUGCUAAUACUCUGCAAAAUUGCACUUCAAAUAAACUAUUAAAUCCACACCCAAAUGUUUUUAUAGUUCUGCAGUUUCCAGAUGUAUAGAAUAUAAAGGUUUUUCAGUGCAGGGCUGAUGUGAUAUUGUCACUAAUAUGUUAUUAGCUUCAAACAUAAUAAUAUUUCUAACACACCACCCACCUGACUGGGUUGCCCCAGCCAUUCUGGGCGGCUUCCAACAAAAAUACAGGAAAAACAAGAACACUUUGUGUUUCCAGAUUGACUAGGAAAUUAUGGAUUCAAUACAUCCUAGAUAAUCUGGAGACCUCUGUAAAUAGUUCCAUUUACAUAGAAUGUAUUGCUUAAUUUUGGCAACAGAUCCAACCAAGAAAAUAUGAUAAAUGUAAACAAUGUUUGGUUGCAUUCACGCAAUAUUAUUCUCAUAACUGUCUCAUUGUCUUAGUUCUGAGCACUGAAUGUAUGUGGGGUUACUCUAGUUAUAGAAUCCCUUUAGGCUGUGGUUGUUCGCCAUUUGUGAGAAUCAGGUCCCCAAGUUGAGUGGCAGGGCUGUGAACUUGAAUAAAAUAUGGGUGGGGGCAGAUAACCCCCGACCCGCAUAACCAAUCACAAGACACUGCGCACACACACUGUUUGAAUGGCAAUGCCCAUCAACUUUGCCCCCCCCCAAAUAUUUUAUUGGGUGGGGGUGAAGGGACCUUAGCCCCUAGGAGUUGGCUCCUAUGCUAAGUGUCCUGUAUUGAGUAUAUUUUGUGGCUUGAUAACAAGUGAUUUCCCCCUUUUUUCAGAGGUCUUCUGCUUAGAUGUAAUCCAGUCAUUUCAUGUACAGGUAUUUCAUGCUGUAAACAUAACUCAGCCUAUAAACUUGAAGUUCACCAAGGUGUAUUUCCCCAAAUACUGUUGUACAAUGUAAGUUCUCAAAAUGGGGUGGUUGCUUUUUUGAGAAAAGCAGAAAAACUGAACUUUUAAACAAGUUAAUUUCACAAUGUUUACAUAGCACCAUUUUUGGGAUUUGGCUGCAUACUAGCCCGCAAGCUAAAGCAUAUUGUUUCUGGUACUGUGGCUAAUUAAGUUAACAAUUCAGUAAAAAUUUGUGCUUCCUGUUAAUUUGGAUAUGUCUGCUUUUACCAAGCAUUGACCAAAGGGCACCGGUCGGUUUAUGCAGCUGAAGUUUUUCAGAAGGUCAUAGCAGUCAUUGCAUGGAUACAAAUAUUAUGUUUCCAUAACCAGGAUUACUGCACACUCAAGUUCACCUUGAGAUCCUAACUGCAAUAAAUUACAGCACACUUUUUGGCACAUAUCCAUCUUGUAUCCUUCCUCCAAUAUCCUUCCCCUUUAAAUUCAGAUAUUACCUUAUUUAGCAAAUAGAGCUUAUAUUUGUGUAGCCUUUAAACACACACACACAAACUUGGAAAGACUAGUUUGCUGCUAAACCUUGUUGAUAACGAUUUAUUUGUUUACUAACUACCUAGGGACUUACACAUGAGUCCGAUCCUGCAAUGUGCUGCUGCGUGUGUUAAAUACCAAGCACAUUCCAGUGCUACAGAUUUCAGGAGCUCUCAAGAACGAUCCCGUCCUCCAGUAGUAACAUUUGCAUGUUUGAUACAACCUUCACUUAAUGGGCCAUGAAUAUUUAUCUUCCUUUCCUCAAAUAAAGAUCUCUCAUGUGUUUUGAUCUG
Podarcis lilfordi (Lilford's wall lizard) is the source of this 23017-nucleotide messenger RNA. The record is from the annotation of a GenBank genome assembly. NCBI's taxonomy places the organism in Eukaryota, Metazoa, Chordata, Lepidosauria, Squamata, Lacertidae.